CAUUUCUUCAUUCCAUGGUGCCACGGUCCUUUCUUGAAUCAGCCCCAAUCCCUUUCCUCCUCUUGCCUGCUAGCUCUUGUCAAGCAAUCAAACUCUUCUUCUAGCCUCUGUGCACCUUACAGCUUUUGGCCAUGGCUUUGCCUCAUUACUUGCUAGCUGUUCCUGUUGAUACUUCAAAUCAUCCUAAAACUACAAUUCUCAACUCUUUUUCUUCCUUUCCUCCUACUGAUGCUGAGUCUGUGUCUUUAUCUUUCUCUUCGUUUUCUCUUGGGUCUAAGGCUCGAAAUCUCUCUAUCUUUCCCAGACUCCGAAGAAUCGGACAUAAAAGCUGCUGCUACUGCUGCUGCAUUGGCGAAGAAGAACAGUGCUGACAUUACUGUUGUAGUUACUGAUGAAAAUGUGAAAGAAUCAUUUCCAGAGCAUGAAACCCAAAUGUCUAGCAUUCGCUGGCAUCUCUCUGAAGGUGGAUUCCAGGAAUUCAAGUUGUUGGAGCGCCUUGGUGAAGGGAAUAAGCCCACAGCCAUCAUAGGCGAGAUUGCUGAUGACCUAAACUUAGAUUUGGUUGUAAUAAGCAUGGAGGCAAUUCAUUCCAAACAUGUGGAUGCUAACUUACUGGCAGAGUUCAUCCCCUGCGCUGUCUUACUUUUACCGUUGUAAAUUCCAGUAUGUUCCUAGGGGAAAACAGUAACCUAACCAUAUAGCUAUACAUUGAAAGAUCGAGUUUUCUCCUGGUGGACUUUUUAGUUUUGAUUCAGCUUGUUUAGCUUUUUAUUUGUUGGGCAAGUUUGAUCAGGGGAUUGUGGGUGGCCUAGGUUGACGAAAGCAGUGUUUCAGAUUAUUGUGAAAGUGUGAAUACUGAAUAGAGUGUUGGUGUGCAUGGGUGAGCUUAAUCAACCAAGGAAAGGGGCCAAGCCUACUUUUGGUGGUAGUGUUAUCAAUUUAUUGUUUCUUAGUCUAAGCUGAGGUUGGUUAUUUGCAACUCAUAUCUGGGAUAUGUUGUAUUUUCAGGUUUAAAAUACCCCCUGCUUUGCAGCCAGGCCCAAUGGAUUUCCAGGGGGAAAAUAUCAAGUGAAAAUAUAUUGGCUUAUUUAUAAUGGAGGAACAUUUGGGGAUGAUUUGUGUGUGAUUUUUACUGUCAAAAGUUUUCGCAAAUGAUUGUCAUUUUUUGGUAUAAUGUUUGAAUCAGCCCUAUGAUAACAUUAGCUUUUCAAUUGUCAUAAUCUUUAUCACACCUACGUAGGAGGAUAGAGAUGUUUUUACAAUCGAGUAGCUAUCCUAUUACAGACUGAAUGAAAUUAUUUAUAAUGAGGAUCAUGACAAGUGCAAAUUUAA
Molecule: messenger RNA, 1332 nt
Organism: Hevea brasiliensis (rubber tree)
Lineage: Eukaryota; Viridiplantae; Streptophyta; Magnoliopsida; Malpighiales; Euphorbiaceae
Exons: 4
Coding region: 229-657 (142 amino acids)
Source: RefSeq, a predicted model, not a curated record